Messenger RNA from Cydia strobilella, 1667 nucleotides. Its product is annotated as E3 SUMO-protein ligase ZBED1-like. The transcript is spliced from 2 exons. Gene Ontology annotation, molecular function: protein dimerization activity. The record is from RefSeq and is a predicted model, not a curated record. Lineage: Eukaryota; Metazoa; Arthropoda; Insecta; Lepidoptera; Tortricidae. The coding region runs from base 1 to 1545 and encodes 514 amino acids.
AUGAUUUUGGAUACAGAUGCGGCAGCUGGUCAGAUUGCGGGGGUAGAUGAGAGCACAGCUACUGCUGCUAUUUCAGCCAACCAGGGCAGCCAGCAACAGCAUCAAGUCACCCAGCCAGCUUCGUCUCGCAACCUUAUAACAGUCCCAGUGUCGGCGAGAAAUAGUAAUAAGAAUAGACCUACACUUCAUACAAUGGCUGACUAUGUACGAAAACCUAUGCCCUUGAAGAAAAUGCAGGAGCUCGACGAACAGCUUGUGGAAAUGAUAGCGAAAGGCUAUCAUGCUUUACGUAUGGUUGACGAGGUGGAGUUCCGCAAGUUCGUGGAAAUGUUAAACCCGGGCUACACAUUACCCACUAGGAAAACUUUAUCUGAAAGCCUUUUGCCUAAAGUGUACGGCAAAAUGGUGAAAGCCGCUAGAAACCAACUGUCAAAGGCUAAGGCGAUAUGCGAGCGACACACUGCAGCCAAUUUAAAGGAAUUUUUUACUGAAAAAUUUAGAGAAUGGGAUAUUGACGGCUACGUCGGCGUCAUAGUCAGUGACAAUGCCGCUAACAUGCUUGCUGCGAUUCGUCUUGGAAACUGGUCAAGUAUUCCGUGUUUUGCCCAUACUUUAAAUUUGACGAUGCAAGCAAGCCUCGAUUCGAUACCGGACACCGUGACAAGAGUAAAAGCUGUGGUUCAAUAUUUCAACCGCAGUGCUCCUGGAGCGAGAAAAUUGAAAGAGCUUCAAGAGACCAUGGGUAUCGAAUCCCUUAAGCUUAAACAAGACGUAGCGACAAGGUGGAAUUCUACCUACGACAUGUUACACAGAAUGUCACGAAUGAGAGAAGCUAUCACUUUCGCACUGGCUUUAAUGCGACCGGACUUAUCUCUGGAUCAUACAGACUGGGAUGUUAUAACAAAAGCUCUGCCCAUACUUCAUAUUUUUUAUGAAGUUACCAUGGAAGUCUGUGGGGAGAACUAUGUUUCGGCUUCAUUGUAUAUUGUGUACAACAAACUUAUCAAACAAAAACUGGAAGCAUAUCAAAAUGACGCACCGUUUUUGCCACCAAUUACCAACUUACUGGAUAAGUUAAGAUCCCAAAUGCGUCAACGAUUCAUGGACGUGGAAUCAAACACAUUGCUCUGUGAAGAAACUAUCUUGGACCCAAGGUUCAAAAAAUUCGGCUUCAUCGACAUUCUAAAAUAUAAUAGGGCUGCAAGUGCCCUGAGAUUAAAGAUUGGCGCAGUGACUCUUCCCGCGGAAGAAGUUGGAACGUCUGCGCCUAUUAAUGCAGCACCUCAAACAAGUGACCAAAACAUCGGCCGUCGUAUGGGUUCAACUCUGUGGGAUACAUGGGACACGGACUUGUCGAGCCAAACUCCGCAAAACCAGGUUGCGGCGGGAAUUAUAGAGUUUGAUAAAUAUGUCCAAGAGCCAAUUGUGAGAAGACACGAAAAUCCAUUAAAAUGGUGGAAAGAGCGUAGAAACGUAUAUCCCCAUUUAUAUACCUUCAUGGUAAAACGGCUAAACAUCACCGCCACCUCCGUUCCUUGUGAAUGAGUGUUUUCAAAAGCUGGUUUGACGCUAAACCAGAGGAGGACCCGAUUAACAACAAAAAAAUUGUCUCAACUUGUAUUUAUAAGCUGCAAUUAAGCUUCGUAUAUAAAAAAAAAACUAAAAAA